GCGGAGCGGGGCUGGGCUGGCGGCGGCGGCGCGCGUGGCUGCGGGGGGGGCAGCAGCCGGCUCGCUCGCUAUGCAUGCGCCGCGGGCCCUGCUCUCCGCCGCCUGCCUCGCCUGCUGCUUCUUCUGGGGGGAGCUGCCGGGCUGCCAGCAGGCCGCCAUCGAGCCGCCGGACCCGGCCCGGGCCCCGCACAGCAGCAGCCGCCGCCAGGGCUUGAAGGCGCCCGCCCGCCUCCUGGAGCCGCCCGACUACAUGCUGGCCCUCUACCGGACCUCCGCGCUGGCCCACAAGCUGCGCAUCAACGCCAGCCUCCUGCACGCCUCCCGCGCCGCCAACACCGUCACCAGCUUCGUGGACCGCGGGCGAGACGAUCUCUCGCCCACCGCCUUAAGGAGACAGAAAUAUUUGUUUGAUGUAUCGACUCUCUCAGACAAAGAGGAGCUGAUGGGAGCCGAACUGAGGCUCUUCCGCAGAGCCCCCGGCCAUCAUUUCUCCAAGGCUCAGACAGGCCUGGCCCGCUUGCAGCUGUCGCUUUGCCACUCGGGUCGCCUCCUGGACUCCAGGACCCUGGAGCUGCACAAGGCGCCCGGCAGCUGGGAAGUGUUCGACGUGUGGCAGGCUUUGCUGCAACACCAGCCCUGGAAGCGGCAGCGCCCCCGUCCGCUGUGCUUGGAGCUGCGAGUCGUCGAGGGGCCUCGAACUGCCCAGCAGCAGUGGCUGGACCUGCGCGCCAUGGGCCUGGGACGAAGCGCGCGGGCGCAGCAGGAGAAGGCGCUGCUGGUGGUUUUCACCAAGUCGAGGGGGAAGAACCUCUUCGCGGAGUUACGCGAGGAGCGAGAGAGUCAGGAGAAAGAGCCGGUGCCCAGCCCGGCGUCGCCCGCGGCUGCAAGUUGGCAGCAGCGCCAGACCCGUCGCCAAAGGCGCACGGCCUAUCACAACCGGCACGGCAAGCGGCACGGCAAGAAAGCCCGGCUGCGCUGCAGUAAAAAGGCCCUGCACGUGAACUUCAAGGAGCUGGGCUGGGACGACUGGAUUAUCGCCCCCUUGGAGUACGAAGCCUACCACUGCGAGGGCGUGUGCGACUUCCCCUUGCGCUCGCACCUCGAGCCCACGAACCAUGCCAUUAUCCAGACGCUCAUGAACUCCAUGGACCCGGGCUCCACCCCGCCCAGCUGCUGCGUGCCCACCAAGCUGACCCCCAUCAGCAUCCUCUACACCGACGCCGGCAACAACGUCGUGUACAAGCAGUACGAGGACAUGGUGGUGGAGUCCUGCGGCUGCAGGUAGCGCCACCCGCACCGCUCGCCUCCCCACUGGGGAAGGGGAAAGCCAACCAGCGGCGGGCAGACAGAGCGCGCCGGACCGACUCGACGAGGCCCGCACCCUGCAGGGAGAGCGCAGCCGCGGGGCAGAGACGCGGGCGCGCGCCGGGAGAGGCCGCCUAUGGAAGCCUUUGCCAGAGAAGGCGCGCGCCUCGACGGAGAACUCGCGCGGGGUGCGGGCCGAGAAGGGGGGGUAGCAACAAAUGCGCCUGCGCCCUAUUUCCCUCCCCCCGCUGUCCAAUUGUGUCGAUAGUUUAGGCUCCUCCUCCUGGGGAAUAUUGUCAAAGAGGGAGGCAGGAGGCUCGGGCUGCUUGAAAGGUUCCUACGUGCUUUACGUCCUCCUGGCAGGAACUUGCAUUGACGAGCGGGCGGCUUUAAAUAAGCUAAAGCUGGCGAAUCCCUUCCUCUUAUGGGAUGAGGCGGGGCGUUUGGCGCCAACCCGGGCGCGCGUGCGCCUCAGCCAGGAGAGAGGGGGUUCCCGUAAGGCGCGCGUUGCUUAGAGUGGAGGAAGGCUGGUUGGACCUCAGGGUGUGGUUACUCUCAGCUCACAAGUGAUACAAAGGAAGGAGCCGUCGCCUGACUUCAGGGCAUAACCCCGUGCCUGUUGCACACAAGGCAGAGGCGAAAUAUGUGCUGAAGCACGUGGAGUGGUGCAAGAGGCGCGGGAGCCCGGAGCAAGGGCUUUUUUGUAGCCAGUUAGAAGCCGCUUCCAGGCUCCUUCGCUUUCAACAUGUCAAUUCCGGGUGCCCAUGGCGGGUGGGGACGUGGGGUGGGGGGGGGAGGAAGACCACUGUGUGAUUUUCCCUCCCCAGGACAGCACCUCAGCAUUGUAGCGAAUAGUAAGAGGCAGGUGAGGAGGGUCAGUGCAGGUUUAGUGGUCGUUUAGAGAGGGGACGCUGAUGCGCGCGCACCCCCAUCCCCUGCUGCAUUUGUGGAUUCCAGGGUGCGCGCCAAGAAGGGGAGAGGGUCGCCCACUUCUAUUCCGGCCUUUAAUCCUUUUCGUGCCAUCCACUGGAGUGUGUUUCGGGGAGAAGAACUCACCUGUUCGGCCACAGGCCUAUAUUAUGGCUAGAGAAGCACUCAGACGGGAGGGCAGCAGCAAAAACGAAGGCAAAAGGCAUCCAUUUCAGUGCUGAGUUAGUUUGUUCUCAGCAUUAUCUCAGAAUCUAGACGCCCUUGAAGGGAAGGAGUGGGGGAGAGCGCGCGCGCAAGGGCGGAACGCUUUCCUUCACAAAAGCCUAUUUUCCUUUCUAGACUCCUUCAAGAGGGCCAGCCUAAAAAUAGCCUGAGCAACCCUCCUCCGCACGCACAAAGCAGGAUUGCAGGUUGUAAUUAUCAGCGAGGUUGGGCUUUAAAUCCUGGUAAUGAAAAGCUGAGCGAAGAGUCAAGUGCUACAAAGUGUGCGUGCACCCAGCGCAGAAGUGGGUGCAGAUGGGCUUGGGAGCAUCUUUUAAUUUGAAGGGAGCCUCCUGGAAGCUAAUAAACUUUAGACAAGGCAGGGGAGAGAAACACGCACCUCUGCAAAGGGCUGCAUGAUUACUGUGUGUGCAGACGUUAAGCUGAAAAUUGAAAAAGCACAUCGCUGAACACUACAGUGCCUGCCUUCCCUGCUUUCUAUGGAUAUGACUUUACAUGAAGAAAAUGCACUUCUAAGCAUUCCUGAGAUCCAUUAGGAGUUUCCUCCCCUCUAGUGAAUUCUUAGAGCUUUUCAGACUAUCUGAUUUCAUAGAGCUGCAAAAUGGCUGGGGGGAAAAGAAUGGAUGUAAUAAUAAAUAAUAAAAUAAUAAUAUAAAAAUGCUAAUAAUAAAGCAAAGCCUUGGCCAGGAGCAAUAAAUUAAAAUGCACAUUUUUUUUGGUUUGGUUCGGAUGCACUGUUGUUCGUAUUGAAGCUGUAAAUAUUUGUUUAUUUAAACAGACUGAGAAGUGCAAAAAAUGGAGGGGAACAACAUGCAUUUCUGUUUUUCUUAAUGUCCAGAACAUUUUAUGCACUCAUAUCGUUUAAAAGUCUAAUGUUUUUUUUUAAAAAUAAAUGUUAUAUUUGAGUUGUACAGGUUGAAGCAUUAAUCACGUAUUUCAUUUUGUAUGUAAUGAUAUCAUUUUCUUUUAAAAUGUUAUGCGAAGAUAGAAUGGAGAAUUCAUAUUUUAUUGUCUACCUCACUGCAUUGUAAAGCCACAGUUCUGCCGGAAGGCUUUGCAUAUUCUGCUCCAUUAAUUUCAACGAGGGUUGUGCAGGAGACUGCAUUUGCUAGGUUGUACCCCAAAUAUUUACAACUCUGACUUCACCUGAGCUAAAUUUAAUAUCCAGGACAUUUUUACAGGACACUUUUAUUAGUUAAUACUAAAUGUAUUAACUGUAUUAUUAAACAUUUUCCCCCAAAGCACCAGCUGCUUUUUACGCUCUGUUAUGGGUUAACUGGUAAUAUUAUCGUAACUGAAGGUUGACCAUAAUUCUGAAAUGUUUGUCAGCUUGAAACAUGAACUGCUUAUAAAAUCUAAUUUUCAACUCCCUUGCUUUACACCAUUCUUAGUGGCAACAUUAAGAGACAUAAGGACAAUAUUAGAGUGGAAUCUUUAUUAUGAAUUUGCCAACUUUCACCUAAUAGGGAAAUAUCAAUAAACAAGAAAAAAAUGUGAAAAUCAUUGAUUAAAAAAUUAUAUUCUG
Sphaerodactylus townsendi is the source of this 3982-nucleotide messenger RNA. RefSeq names its product growth differentiation factor 6 (gene GDF6). Gene Ontology annotation, cellular component: extracellular region. Lineage: Eukaryota; Metazoa; Chordata; Lepidosauria; Squamata; Sphaerodactylidae. The transcript has 2 exons. The coding region runs from base 71 to 1285 and encodes 404 amino acids. Gene Ontology annotation, biological process: BMP signaling pathway; SMAD protein signal transduction. The record is from RefSeq and is a predicted model, not a curated record. Gene Ontology annotation, molecular function: growth factor activity; cytokine activity.